This is a messenger RNA of Chaetura pelagica (chimney swift), 4560 nucleotides long. It is a transcript of the gene MEGF6, whose product is annotated as multiple EGF-like-domains 6. Bases 1 to 4560 code for a protein of 1519 amino acids. Gene Ontology annotation, molecular function: protein binding; calcium ion binding. The record is from RefSeq and is a predicted model, not a curated record. NCBI's taxonomy places the organism in Eukaryota, Metazoa, Chordata, Aves, Apodiformes, Apodidae. The transcript is spliced from 37 exons.
AUGGAGCUGCCUGCGGUGGCCCUGCCGCUGCUCCUGCUGCUGCGAGUGCCUUCCCUUGCUCCUGGGACCCAACUGCAGCCCCACAUGCCCAACGUCUGUGCCCAGCAGGGACUGGUGAUGGUGGGGCAGCGGCCGCCGCGCGCCCGGGCGCUCACCCGCCGGGGCUGGGGGCAGGACUGCGGAGCUCGGCGCUGGUGCCCGGGCUACGAGCGCAGCACUGUGUACUACCCGGGCUACAGGCACCAGGGGAGCACCCAGACCAUCUACAGGUGCUGCCCGGGCUGGUCCCAGCGCGAAGGUGACAGCGGCUGCUUCUACCCUGUCUGCAGUUAUGGAGUUUGUUUCAACGGUGGAAAUUGUGUGGAGGGAUCUCCCCAGCUCUGCCACUGCCCCCCUGGCUUCCAAGGCCCUCGCUGUCAGUACGAUGUCAACGAGUGCGAGGUGGGGAACGGCGGCUGCGAGUCCCAGUGCUGCACCACCCUGGGCAGCUUCUACUGCGGGUGCCCGGCGGGGCAGCGGCUGCAGCGCGACGGGAAGACGUGCACAGAUGUGGAUGAGUGCCAGGUGCUCAACGGGGGCUGCCAGCACCGCUGUGUGAACACCCUGGGCUCCUUCUACUGCGAGUGCCCUCCCGGCUCCCGCCUGCACGCGGACGGCAGGACCUGCCUGGCUGUGAACACGUGUGCCCUGAACAACGGCGGCUGCGAGCAGGAGUGCGUGCAGGUGACCCCAGCGCGGCAUCGCUGCCGCUGCCGCCAGCGCUACCAGCUGCGGGAGGACGGCAAGAGCUGCGCCCUGAGGAACCCCUGUGCUGACAGGAACGGGGGCUGCAUGCACCGCUGCCACAACCAGGGGGGCACAGCCCGUUGCCACUGCCACCCCGGCUACCGCCUGGCACCCGACAGCAAGGCCUGUGAAGAUGUGAACGAAUGUGUGACUGGAGCAGCCCUGUGUGCUCACCAGUGUCUCAACACUCAGGGCUCCUUCAAGUGUACCUGUAACCCAGGCUAUGAGCUGGGGGCAGAUGGCAAGAGAUGCUACCGGAUAGAAAUGGAGAUUGUGAACAGCUGCGAGGCCAACAACGGGGGCUGCUCCCACACGUGCCACCACACCAGCUCAGGCCCAGUCUGUACCUGCAACUUUGGCUAUCGGCUGGAAGGGGACCAGAAGACCUGCACUGAUAUCAACGAGUGUGACACAGGUUCCCACUGCUGCCAGCAAGACUGUUACAACUACCCCGGGGGCUACGAGUGUGCGUGCCAGGCAGGGUACCGGCUGGGCACCGACGGCUGCGGCUGCGAUGAUGUGGAUGAGUGCUCCUUCAAUAAAGGUGGAUGUGAACACACGUGCCAGAACCAGCUGGGGUCGUUCCAGUGCAGCUGUGAGAUUGGGUACAGACUGGACGAGGACAGAAGGAGCUGCAUCCCCCUAGAGGACCCCGUGGAGCCCCUGGAUGCUCGGCACCCCGUUAUCCGCCCCAUCCCUCACGUUGCAAUCCUGCGGGAUGAGCUUACCCAGCUCUUCAACGACGACUAUGAGGAAGAGGAGGAAGGGAUGGAAGCAAGAGGAGAGCACACACUUUCAGAAAAGUUCGUCUGCCUGGAACACACCUUUGGGCCUGACUGCAGCCUGACCUGCCAGGACUGCCAGAACGGGGCCACCUGCAACUCGGAGGGGACGGGCUGUGCCUGCCCGGCCGGCUGGACCGGCCUCCUGUGCGACCAGCCCUGCCCGGCCGGCACCUUCGGCAGGAAUUGCAGCCAGAGCUGCCGCUGCCAGAACGGAGGCACCUGCGACGCGGCCACCGGCUCCUGCCGCUGCCCGCCCGGGGUGGCCGGGGAGCUCUGCCAGGACGGGUGCCCUAAAGGAUUUUUUGGGAAGCAGUGCAGGAAAAAGUGCAACUGUGCCAACCGAGGUCAUUGCCAUCGGAUCUACGGAGCCUGCCUGUGCGACCCGGGCUUGUACGGACGGUUCUGCCACCUGGCUUGCCCCAGGUGGGCGUUCGGGGCGGGCUGCUCGCAGGAGUGCAGCUGCCUGCAGCACCACAGCCAGGACUGCGACCGCCGCGAUGGCUCCUGCCUCUGCAAGCCCGGCUACCGCGGCAAGCGCUGCGAGCACCGCUGUGACCCUGGCUACUAUGGGGAUGGCUGCAAGAAGAAGUGUAGCUGCUCUCCUGACGUGCCUUGUGACCAUGUCACUGGGGAGUGCUGGAAGGAGUGUCCCCAGGGCUACCACGGGGAGAACUGCGACCAAGAGUGCCCGGAGGGGAGGUUUGGGGCAGGCUGCCAGCAGUCCUGCUCCUGCGGUGGAGCACCCUGCCCCCCGAGCAGCGGGCAGUGCCGCUGCCCAGCGGGCUGGACCGGCCACCUCUGCGGCCAAGCUUGUCCUGAUGGUCGCUGGGGCCUGGGCUGCCAGGAGAUCUGUCCCCAGUGUGCCAACAAUGCCAGCUGUGACCCUGCCACUGGAGCCUGCCUGUGUCCUGCUGGCUGCACUGGCCACCUCUGCCAGGAUGCGUGUCCGCCCGGCUGGUUUGGCCAAGACUGCCAGCAGAGCUGCAGCUGUGGGAACGAGGGGCAUUGCCAUCCUGUGACGGGGACAUGCAGCUGCCCAGCUGGCUGGACUGGACACAACUGCCAGAGAGAGUGCCCAGAGGGAUGGUUUGGGCUGAGCUGUCGGCAUCAGUGUCAGUGUGAGAACGGGGCUGCCUGUGACCACGUCAGUGGGGCCUGUACCUGCAGCCCAGGCUGGAGAGGGACCUUCUGCCAGCUCGCCUGUCCCGAGGGAUUUUAUGGACUGGAGUGCCAGGAAUCCUGCAACUGCCUGAACGGCGCCCGCUGUGACCCUGUGACGGGCCAGUGCCACUGUCCCCCCGGCUGGGUUGGCCCCCAGUGUGGCCAGGCGUGCCAGGAGAACAGGUACGGCGAGAACUGCACCCAGACCUGCCGCUGCUUCAACAACGCCUCCUGCAGCCCCGUCAGCGGCCGCUGCCUCUGCAGCGCCGGGGGGACGGGACCCACCUGCCAGGAAGCCUGCCCGGUGGGUUUCUAUGGGGAGAGCUGCCUCCAGCGCUGCCUCUGCCAGAACGGGGGCACUUGUGAGCCCCCCGGCUGGACCGGCCCGCGCUGCCACAGCCCUUGCCCAGAGGGGAGGUUUGGGGCACGCUGUGAGGAGCACUGUGACUGUGGGGCCAACGUCUCGUGCCACCACGUCACUGGUGCCUGUGAUUGUCCCCGCGGCUGGAGGGGCCGGCGCUGCGAGAAAGCCUGCCUGCCAGGUUCCUUUGGGAAGAGCUGUGCCAGCCGCUGCGCCUGCCCCCCGGGAGUGCCCUGCCACCACGUCAGCGGCCGCUGCGGCUGCCCGCCCGGCCUGGCGGGCUCGGGAUGCGAAAAACCCUGCCUGCCCGGGACCUUUGGUGAGGGCUGUGGGCAGAUCUGCCAGUGUGCUGGAGCCACCCAGGAGUGCCACCCUGUCACCGGGGCCUGUGUCUGUGCCCCCGGCUUCCACGGCCCUGCCUGCCAGCUGGAGUGCCCCCCUGGGUGGUACGGCCACAACUGUGAGAGGCCGUGCGAGUGCAGAAACGGGGGCCGGUGUGACGGUGCCACCGGGAGGUGCCACUGCCCUGCUGGCUUCAUCGGCGCGGACUGCGGCACCGGUUGUCCUGCUGGCUACUAUGGCAAGGACUGUGCACAGCUCUGCUCCUGUGGGGACGGCGCUUCCUGUCACCCUGUCACUGGAGACUGCAUCUGCCCUCCAGGGAGAACAGGUCCUACCUGUGAGCAGGGCUGUGAGAAGCAGCGGUACGGGAUGGGCUGCCAGCAGCCCUGCUCCUGCCUCAAUGGGGGGCUGUGUGAUGCAGCCAAUGGCUCCUGUGCCUGUGCGCCCGGCUGGACGGGGACAUCCUGUGAAUUAGAAUGCCCGCCGGGAAGGUACGGUGCCAACUGCCAGCUCCCCUGUGCCUGCCUGCACGGGGCCACCUGCCACCCAGGGACUGGAGCCUGCGUCUGCCCCGCCGGCCACUACGGGCCCCUCUGUGAACACCGUUGUCCCUCGGGCUUCCAUGGAGCUGGCUGCCAGGAGAGCUGUGACUGUGAGCACGGGGCAGGCUGUGACCCAGCCACGGGCCUCUGCCAGUGUCCUGCUGGGUUCCACGGAGAGCGCUGCCAGACAGGCUGCAGGGAAGGAACGUACGGCGAGGGGUGCCAGCAGCUCUGUGACUGUGUCGGCAACGCGUCCUGUGACCCAGCCAGCGGGCACUGCCGCUGCCCCCCGGGGAAAACCGGCCCCAAGUGCGGCUCAGACUGCCAGCCAACCAAGUAUGGCCCUGACUGCAGCCUGCCCUGCCAGUGCCCCCCCAGCAGCUCCUACUGCAACGCUCGGAACGGCCAGUGCCUCUGCCUGGCCGGCUACACGGGACCCACGUGUCGGGAAGGGCUGCUUUUGGUAGUGGUCCUAUCAACUAAAACCAGUAGAACAGUGUGGCACCAUCUUAUUCCCAAGGCCCUCAUCUGGUACAAUUUGCUCACCAUGACCCCAGCCACAAGGGAAAGCACAGUGGUGUGA